Salvia miltiorrhiza (redroot sage) is the source of this 510-nucleotide messenger RNA. RefSeq names its product non-specific lipid transfer protein GPI-anchored 5-like. The transcript has 4 exons. Gene Ontology annotation, molecular function: lipid binding. NCBI's taxonomy places the organism in Eukaryota, Viridiplantae, Streptophyta, Magnoliopsida, Lamiales, Lamiaceae. The record is from RefSeq and is a predicted model, not a curated record. Bases 1 to 510 code for a protein of 169 amino acids. Gene Ontology annotation, biological process: lipid transport.
AUGGGGAAAAAGCUGCGACACUUGGUUCUGGUGGUGGUGGCGACGCUUGUGAAGGGAGGUGCGGCGCAGUCGGGGUGCACGGUGGCGCUGAUGAGCUUGAGCCCGUGCCUGAACUACGUGAGUGGAAACUCGUCGAACCCGUCGGCGUCGUGUUGCAUGAGCUUGUCGAGCGUGGUGGGGGCGCAACCGCAGUGCCUGUGCAUGCUGCUCAAAGGCGGGGGCUCCAGGUUGGGCAUCACGGUCAAUCAGACCAUCGCGCUCGCUCUGCCCGGAGUCUGCAAGGUGCAGACGCCUCCACUCAGCCGCUAUGAUGAUGCGAAUGCUGUUGCGCCUGCGCCUGCGCCUGUUGAUGCUCCUUCUGACGAGGCGCCUGAUUCUCCGACUCCAACAACACCGGCAGUCACUGAUAUUCCCUCAGGUGCAGGGUCUAAGACAGUUCCUAGGACUGAUGGAUCGACCACCAAUUCAGGAAGCAAUGUGGGACCAAAAAUGACACUAUUAAUACAUUGA